Molecule: messenger RNA, 891 nt
Organism: Dovyalis caffra
Lineage: Eukaryota; Viridiplantae; Streptophyta; Magnoliopsida; Malpighiales; Salicaceae
Source: the annotation of a GenBank genome assembly
AUGCCGGCCGGGGAGCUUCGCUUCUCAUCACCGCUUCCAAACGAUUCCACCUACAUGGUGGUCGACGAUGACGACGAGGCGGCCUGGUUGUGGACCCAGAUAAAAGCAGAAGCGAGGCGCGACGCCGAGUCAGAGCCAGCUUUGGCUAGCUACCUCUAUUCAACAAUUCUUUCUCACUCCUCGCUGGAGAGGUCGCUCGCCUUUCAUUUAGGGAACAAACUUUGCUCCUCAACGCUUCUCUCCACUCUCUUGUACGAUCUCUUCCUCAACACUUUCGCUUCAGACCGUUCUCUUUGUGCCGCUGCUGUUGCUGACCUUCGCGCCGCCCGUGUUCGGGACCCUGCUUGCGUUUCUUUCGCUCACUGCCUCCUCAAUUACAAGGGUUUCUUGGCUUGCCAGGCUCAUCGAGUUGCCCACAAGUUGUGGACUCAGGCCCGUAGGCCACUGGCUUUGGCAUUACACUCUCGAAUCUCUGAUGUUUUUGCCGUUGAUAUACACCCAGCAGCAAAGAUUGGGAAGGGUGUGCUUUUUGAUCAUGCAACUGGUGUGGUCAUCGGUGAAACAGCCGUGGUAGGAAACAAUGUCUCCAUUUUGCAUCAUGUUACACUUGGAGGAACAGGGAAAGCCUGCGGGGAUCGACACCCCAAGAUUGGGGACGGCGUGCUGAUUGGAGCUGGCGCCACCAUCUUGGGGAAUGUAAACAUUGGGGAAGGAGCUAAGAUUGGAGCAGGUUCAGUAGUGCUAAUUGAUGUGCCCCCUCGAACCACAGCGGUUGGAAACCCUGCAAGGUUGGUGGGAGGAAAGGAAAAACCAUCAAAGCAUGAGGAAUGCCCUGGAGAGUCCAUGGAUCAUACUUCAUUUAUCUCUGACUGGUCAGAUUAUAUCAUUUGA